AUGGCUGCCACUAUUCCUCUGCUUCAGUUCGUCCGCGCCAAAACCAUCCAAACCAACCUCCAAACGAAUAGACUACUCAGACCCACAAAGCAGAGAGAAAAUAUUGGUUUCUCGGUCAUUACAUGCUCUUCCUCUUCAAAUGGAAGAGGACCUCAUUCAGUGGACACUGAUGUGAACAAAUCUGGAUACAUAUCAACAAGGUCCAAGAAUUCCACAGGCAAAAGGAUCAUUACUAGUGUAGUUCAGAAUGAGGCCUUUUUUGUUCCCCUAUAUAAGCUUUACCACACAUAUGGGGGAGUUUUCAGGCUGACCCUUGCACCAAAGUCCUUUUUGAUAGUAUCUGAUCCUGCCAUUGCCAAACAUAUAUUAAGGGAUAAUUCAAAGGCUUAUUCAAAGGGAAUUUUGGCUGAAGUUCUAGACUUUGUCAUGGGUAAAGGACUCAUUCCAGCAGAUUAUGAAACAUGGUGUGUUCGAGAACCUGCUAUAGUCCCUGCAUUGCAUCUGAAGUAUGUAGCAGCUAUGAUUAAACUCUUCAGACAAGCUACAGUGAGGCUUUGCGAAAAGCUUGAUACUGCUGCAUCAAAUGGGGAAGAUGUAGAGAUGGAGUCACUUUUCUCUCAUUUAACACUGGACAUCAUUAAGCAAUGA
Messenger RNA from Rosa chinensis, 648 nucleotides. RefSeq names its product protein LUTEIN DEFICIENT 5, chloroplastic-like. The record is from RefSeq and is a predicted model, not a curated record. The transcript has 6 exons. NCBI's taxonomy places the organism in Eukaryota, Viridiplantae, Streptophyta, Magnoliopsida, Rosales, Rosaceae. Bases 1 to 648 code for a protein of 215 amino acids. Gene Ontology annotation, molecular function: cholesterol 24-hydroxylase activity; heme binding; iron ion binding. Gene Ontology annotation, biological process: cholesterol catabolic process.